Molecule: messenger RNA, 789 nt
Organism: Symbiodinium pilosum
Lineage: Eukaryota; Dinophyceae; Suessiales; Symbiodiniaceae
Source: the annotation of a GenBank genome assembly
AUGGAGGACGCUUUCAAGGCUUUGCUCAGCUCAGUCCAUCAGGCCUCGCAGGAGUUGGCGCUCCUGACGCAAGACGAGGACAAGGAGGUGGUUGCACAUGAAGCAGGAGGAGGCCGGAAUCUGGUCUGCGCAGGUGAUCCAGCUUCCGGUGCGGAUGCAGCAAGCCAGCCAUCGCAGAGAGUGCCCUCUCAAGCUGCCCAUACAGAGAGUUCGGCGAGCAGUUCAGGCCAAGCGUCAGAGAGACGCGAAAGCCUUUCUGGCGCAGAUAGCCAUGACAAAACGCAGCUCGACAUGGUAUCGCAUGCAACAGGGUCCAGCGCGGACUCUGCAAGCCGGCAGUCGCUGAGAGAGGGUCUCGGGGUGCAGACCAAGCCUGUUGUGGGCGUGGCAGGAAUGCAUUGGGGUCAUGUGGACCUCAAUGCGGGCUUAGAUGACAGUGGCAUGCUGAAGCAGAUCAGCUUCAUGAGCAACGAGGAGAAGCACAGCCAGCUAUCACUGAAUUCUCGUUCUGCAGGCAGCCAGGCAGCAGGUGCCAGCCCAGUGUACCACGAGGGCUCUGAAAGCAGCGCGGGCAGCUUGGAGGACGAUCUGCCCGUGUUUGGUGCUUUGCCUUCUGCACACCCACCGGCAGACGAGCCUCUGCCGUCGUUUGGACCACCAACAUCGGCAUCGCGACCUUGGAGCCCUGGGCGGCCUUACUCAGGCAGCCAUAUGCAGUUGGAUCAGGAGUCAGACGGCUCCCUGGCUGCUGACAGUGACGGUGUCCUUGAUCUGGACUUCCUCUCCUAG